Molecule: messenger RNA, 1197 nt
Organism: Geodia barretti
Lineage: Eukaryota; Metazoa; Porifera; Demospongiae; Tetractinellida; Geodiidae
Source: the annotation of a GenBank genome assembly
AUGGCGAUCGGAAGUACGUUCGGUGUUGGUGCUCGGGCGAUGGGAAUGGGCGGUGCCUCGCUUGCCCUUGCUGAUGAUUUCACCGCGCUCUAUUGGAAUCCCGCAGGGAUGGCGCAGAUCCAAAAGUUUGAGUUGUUUAGUAGUUUUUCGCAUAACACGGCGAGUACGGAUGCGUACUUCACCGGUGAUGAGAUAACUGGGACAACACGCUCCCAAAUACGUCCGAAUUCGAUCGGGUUUGUUUAUCCAUUCCAUGCAAAGCGUGGAGGUUGGGCGAUUGCUUUCGGCUACAAUCGUCCACAGAAUUUCGACUAUCAGACUGCGAUUCAGGGGGUCGAUCCGAGUUCUGAUACUGAAUUCAGUGGACUUGCUGUUGAUGAGACUGACGUGAACAGUGGUGGCAUCGGGAUUUGGAGUUUCGGCACCAGUGUAUAUGUUUCAAAACGCGUUCUCAUUGGCGGUUCACUGGAUUUCUGGCAAGGUAAGAGCCUGAAUGAGUUGGAUACGACAGCGACGGAUCUGUUGAAGGUGGAUAGCGAGUUGUCGCGUUUCAGGUACGAUGACGAAAUUGACCGGGAGUACUCAGGUGUAGGUGCUCGGAUAGGGCUUCUGGCGCACCUGACGGAUGCUGUUAGUGUGGGUUUAACCUUGGUCGCACCUGUUGAAUUGGGGGUUGAUGAACUCUGGUAUCAAUCGACUCGGGCGGUUUAUGACGACGGAGAAGAGGUGUCCGAUUCUGUAGAUGGGGCGCAAGCGUUUGAUAUUGAGCGGCCCUUUGAAAUUGGAACGGGAAUUGCUGUGAAAUUAUUCAACAAGCAGUUGAUUUUGGCAGGGGAUGUCCAACUCACGGAUUGGACGCAGACCCGUUACGAUCCAGUUCCAGCGGACGACAUUUCGCAGGAUAAUUUUGAGGAGUUCUAUGCAACAACGCUUCAGGUGAGGCUUGGCGCGGAAUAUAAGAUACCUGCUAUCGGUACACAUAUCCGUCUCGGCUAUUUUCGGGAUACGAUUCCGUUCACCGAUGCUGAGGUUGAGAACGCCCGUGACUUCUUGACAGCAGGUGUCGGAAAAAUCUUCGAGGAUUCCCUGAAGUUUGACGUAGGAUAUAUGAUGGGAACUUGGCAGCGGAGCAGAAAUGAAUUGACCACGAAACAGCUUACACAUCGGGUGUUUGUAUCUGCUGCGUAUCGGUUUUAG